AUGGCUCGCCCGCGGGCCCCAUCGGGCGCCGAUGCCCCGAAAGAACCCCAUGCGGUUUCUCUCAAAGUUUUACGCCUCUCACGACCUUCUCUGUCUUAUCAAUACCCCCUCCCCGCCGCCAUCACAAAGAUCUCAACCAAGGCCCCCUUAAGCUAUCCGUCUGCAGGCUCGGAUGAUCAAUUCAUUCUUACUCCUCUGCUCACACUACCCCCAGCAUUCGGAUCGGUUUAUGUCGGAGAGACCUUUGGCUGCACACUAAGCGCGAACAAUGAGAUCCCAACCGAUGAGCCGGGGCGGGCCGUCACGUCAGUACGAAUCGUCGCCGAAAUGCAAACCCCGUCGUCAGUCGCAGCUCUCGAGCUUGAGCCGGCCGGCGACUCGGCCCAGUCCGAUGGGCUCCAGAUCGGCGAGUCGUUACAGAAGAUUGUGCGAUUUGACCUCAAAGAGGAAGGGAAUCAUAUUCUAGCUGUCAGUGUCAGCUAUAACGAGACGAGAGUCAGUCCGGAUGCCCAAGCGGCCAGUGGCCGGGUCCGGACCUUUCGCAAGCUCUAUCAGUUUGUCGCGCAGCCGUGUCUCAGUGUGCGAACAAAGGCGUCAGAACUUCCGCCAUUGGAGGUAAAUAACAAGUCACUUGGCCCGUAUGGGAAAACGCGACUGCUCCGGUUCGCCCUGGAGGCGCAACUGGAAAACGUCGGGGAUGGCGCUGUGGUGGUCAAGCAAACUCGAUUGAACCCCAAGCCACCGUUCAAAUCCCAGUCCCUCAAUUGGGAUACCAUGCGCCCAGAUAUGUCGGCGGCGCCGCUCCCGACCUUAAACCCGCGCGACGUCCUACAGGUCGCGUUCGUGGUGGAGCAAGAAGAGGGUCGACACGACGGUCUUGAAACGCUUCAAAAGGAUCUCCGGCGGGACGGUCGCGCCACCCUAGGCCAGUUGUCGAUUGAAUGGCGCGGCGCUAUGGGAGACAAGGGAUUCUUGACGACGGGCAAUUUGAUGAGCCGGAAACGCAGCUGA
This is a messenger RNA of Penicillium alfredii, 1011 nucleotides long. Its product is annotated as trafficking protein particle complex subunit 13. The record is from RefSeq and is a predicted model, not a curated record. Gene Ontology annotation, cellular component: TRAPPIII protein complex. The coding region runs from base 1 to 1011 and encodes 336 amino acids. The transcript is spliced from 5 exons. NCBI's taxonomy places the organism in Eukaryota, Fungi, Ascomycota, Eurotiomycetes, Eurotiales, Aspergillaceae.